AUGUCAGAUCGCGAGUUCGGUGGCAACGACGACCUGUCGCUGCCCAAGGCAACGGUGCAGAAGAUUGUCACCGAGAUCCUGCAGUCCGAGCCGGGCAUGACUUUUGCGAAAGACUCGCGCGACCUGCUCAUCGAGUGCUGCGUUGAGUUCAUCACGCUCAUAUCCUCUGAGGCCAACGAAAUUGCAGAAAAGGAUGCAAAGAAGACGAUCGCAUGCGAGCACGUGAAGCAGGCGCUGGAAGAGCUAGACUUCCACGACUACGUUCCGGCUAUCCUUGAGGUUGCGGCGGAUUACAAAAAGCAGCAACAGAAUCGCGAGAAAAAACAAACAAAGAUCGAGCAGAGCGGCAUGACCGAGGAGGAGCUUAUUCGCGCGCAAGAGGAACUAUUCCGCAACGCAACAAACAAAUUCAACUCGGAGCCUACUUCUUGA
Paraphaeosphaeria sporulosa is the source of this 432-nucleotide messenger RNA. Its product is annotated as histone-fold-containing protein. Gene Ontology annotation, molecular function: core promoter sequence-specific DNA binding; protein heterodimerization activity; general transcription initiation factor activity. Gene Ontology annotation, cellular component: negative cofactor 2 complex. The record is from RefSeq and is a predicted model, not a curated record. Bases 1 to 432 code for a protein of 143 amino acids. NCBI's taxonomy places the organism in Eukaryota, Fungi, Ascomycota, Dothideomycetes, Pleosporales, Didymosphaeriaceae. Gene Ontology annotation, biological process: negative regulation of transcription by RNA polymerase II; positive regulation of transcription by RNA polymerase II; chromatin remodeling. The transcript is spliced from 3 exons.